AUGUAUCGUUUAUUUAAAAUUUUGGUGUUGAUACCAUUGUGUUUGAGUGCACCAGCUGUGCGUGUUAUGGUAGUUACUGCCCCAGUCGAGGUAGUUACUGUCACGAAGGUUUAUACGGGAGUGGGAACACAGACAUCUGGGGGAAUGGCAAGCCCCACCAAGAGUUUAGCACCUAGUUUGGUUGAGACGUCUGUCUCGCCCAGUGCAAGUUCUCCACUGGUCACUGUCAACUCAUACUAUGACACCAUGGCUAAAGUUUGGCAACGGUUUUGGGUUUCGCAAGAUGGCAAGUGGAACGAUAAAGACUCGAUCUGUAAUGAUGGAUAUGCGUUACCUGUUUUGUGGACGAUGGCUGUGUUAGGGGAGGCAAUAAUUAAGACAGGCGAUGUUUCUGGUCUUGAAGUUACGUUAGACAGAGUAAUGGAUUACUAUGAUUCGAACACGAAAGCGUUUCUGGCGUCACCCAACGAGACUGCUGAGGUUUAUUCCGAUGACAAUGCCCAGCUUGCUUGGGUGUUUAUUGAUGCGUAUAAGAUGACGGGCAAGAAGAAGUAUUUGGGGUAUGCCCAGGACAUUAUAUCUUAUAUUCAGACUCAACAGGGUCCUAAUGGUGGGAUUAUUUGGAGGAAAGAUAAAAACUACAUUGCGUCGAUUUCAACUGCGGAGGCUGCUUUGGCUGCAGUCAGAUUAUACGAUAUAACCCAUGACCAAUCGUUGAUUGAUUUUGCAACUGAUUGUAUGGAGUUUAUGUUUAAGAAUUUGCAGGAUCCCAAGGAUAAGUUGUUUUACGAUGGGACAGAUAAGAAUGAUUUGAGCCAGAUCGAUAAGGGGAAGUUGACAUAUACUGUGGGGUGUUCAAUCAGCACUCUUGUGUAUUUGCACAAGUAUAGGGGGGACCCGGAUAUGUUGGAUAAGGCGCUGGAGUUGGCGCUGGCGGCAACGAACUCUGGUGGUGCUUUUUAUGACGGCAAUGGGCACUGGAAUAAUAAGUUAGAGUAUGUCCAUUUAUUGUUUGCUGGAUUUGCUGAUGCGUUUGAGUUGAGUGACCAGUUUGGGGAGUAUAAGGAUGAGGUGGUGAAGCAAGGGAAUUAUAUUUACGAGUACUUGCAAGAUCCUAAGGAUGAGGGGUUGUACUUUACUCUGAUUUCAAAGUCUACACGCUCUACGUUUGACCAGUAUAGUAAACUGUUUAGAGGUGGUUUUGAUGAGGACAAGUCGGUCUAUUGCAACGACGAUCCGUCGCAGCCUGGCAAGAAGAGCUUGUUAGUGAAUGCUAGUGCUGUACAGAUUUUGUAUUUUAUACCCAAGUAG
This is a messenger RNA of Candida dubliniensis CD36, 1311 nucleotides long. It is a transcript of the gene FAV3, whose product is annotated as Fav3p. Lineage: Eukaryota; Fungi; Ascomycota; Pichiomycetes; Serinales; Debaryomycetaceae. The transcript has a single exon. The coding region runs from base 1 to 1311 and encodes 436 amino acids. Gene Ontology annotation, biological process: carbohydrate metabolic process. The record is from RefSeq and is a predicted model, not a curated record.